CGGCUCUUUGCGCGUGAGAGAAAUUUCCGAUUACGCACGCAGUCUUCCGCCGAGUUAAAAAUUACGACUACUUAAUUAUAUUUCCCAACUCAUUCUUCGAAAGCUUUCUUACGAUUACUUCCUGGAGAAGAACAUUUAACGCUUCUUUGAUCUUUGAACUGUUUUUUCGUGGAUCUGGUCAGAAACAUAGUUCCAUUAUUUCAGUUUUCUUAUCGGCAGCUUCCAUUUCCAUUUGCCUCUGCUGUAUAGCUGGGCCUGUUGUAAGAUCAUCUUAGGAAGUCGGCGAUUCUGCUGGUUGAAGUCCUAUUGAGCUACUUUUUUCGUUGCUUUUUGCUGGGCUUUUGAUUGAAAGUGAUCUGAUUUACAUUUUUCGAGGGAAAAGUUGAGGAGCUGCUUUGGUCCUAGGAUUCUAAUUACGGAGGUCUCUUCAACAACAAGAACAAAGGAGGAUUGGCGGUAUAUAACGAAAUGAUAAAAUUUUUGCAUUCUUUUGGCGGAUGUAGGGGUUUAUCGGGGGUUAAGGCAUUGAUAAAAUGAGAAGUGUAUCAAGCCCUUGGAAUGGCAAUUCAACGAAUUUUAAGUGGUGUCACGGUCAGCUUUUGCAUUCUUUUGUUUCUUCUUCUCACUUCAGCGAGUAACUUGAAAGAAAGGGAAGAAACACGAACAGACUUCCUUAGCCAGCUACUCGAUCCGUCAUCUGGAUUGUUAUUAGACGACAACACGGCUGACCAGUUAUGGUCCUCAUGCUUGGUGGGUUUGAUUCAGUUAAAGGAAGAGGUAGAAGAUCUUGUCAUGUGGUUCCCGCAAGAAUCAUCCCGUAGCACUGAUGAAAAUUCGAAAAUACAAUAUAGAUUGAGAGAAAACAUCCAAACAUUUAUUAAUGCUCACCAUCUGCAGUUAAAGCAAGCUUUUCUUCAUUGUCUGGCACAGAAUGAUCUGCCAUUCCGUGUCUCUGGAGAAGAGGCUAAUUCUAAGACAUGGCAUGCCUCGUUUAUAGAAUCUAUGUUUUCCAGAUCCAGCAUUCUUAGAAGAAAUUUGGCUGAGAAUCCUCAACAUAUAUCAGUAGCACCUAGUCCAGGUCCUGCUGUUAUGUCCCCAGCUCGGAGUCCAGUUCCAUCACCUGAGCUGGCCCCUUCACCUUUCAUCUCUCAAGCUCCUAAAUCUCGGCACCCUUCUUCAUCGCCUAGAACUCCAUUCUUCCAACAGCUGGAGCCUCCACCAACUGGGGAUGCCACUGCACAGCCAUCUUCAGAUGCUAAUAUACAGGCAGAUAAGAAAAGUAAUCACAAAAGAACAGUUGUUCUUGCCGUAGUAAUAACUGCUUUUGUGACAUUUGUAAUUGCAGCACUGGUAUUUUUAUGCUGCGGUAGGUUUUAUAAGACUGGUCGAGGUAAACGAAAUGAUGAGAGGCCCCUUCUCAGCUUGAGCAUGGGCGACUACUCUAUUGGAUCUUCCCAUUAUAUUUUUGGAAAUUCAGUCAAAGAGGAGAAACUUGGGUUUCAGUCAUCAAGUAACAACACUGGUGACCACAAAAUGAUAUCAUCGGUGAAUGCCAAUUCCCAUGUCAGCUCCAAUAUUUUCCAUACCACAGUGCAGGAAGCUCAAUCAAUAGGAGCUGUCAGUUUUGCUGCUGGAUCAUCAAUUGAACAAAAACCUCCUCCUGGGAAGGAGGGAACCACCACUUCCGGAUUGCCUCCUCUAAAACCUCCUCCCGGCAGGGUGGGAACCACCAAUUCUGGAUUGCCUCCUCUAAAGCCACCUCCUGGGAGGGCAGGAACCACCACUUCUGGAUUGCCUCCUCUAAAACCUCCUCCCGGCAGACUGAACCCCCUCCCCCCUGAACCGCCUUUCAGAGCUGAUACUGCUGCUCCACCCCCUCCACCUCCUGCACCUUCACACCCUGUAAAAUCUCACUCUGAAUCUGGAGGAGUUCCAACUCCUGGACCUUCUCCCCCUUCUGCACCCCCACAGCCUGUGACACUUCAUUCUAAUGCUGGUGGAGCUCCGCCUCCUGGACCUCCACCACCACCACCAUCACCACCAAUGCCACCUGGUACCCGACCAGGUGUUCAUCCAUCUCCACCUCCUCCUCCAAAAGGUGGUAUAGCUCCCCCACGACCUCCUCCACCUAUUGGUCCAAAGAUAGGGCAGCUAAAAUCUCCACAGAAUGCAGGAGCUGGUUCAGAAGGGGAAGCCCAUGCUCCUAAAGCCAAGCUAAAACCUUUUUUCUGGGAUAAGGUGCAAGCCAACUCAGAUCAUUCGAUGGUCUGGAACCAGAUUAAAUCAGGAUCAUUCCAGUUUAAUGAAGAGAUGAUAGAGACUCUUUUUGGCUACAGUAAUGUGGAUAAAUGCAAAGGCGAACCGAAGAAACAGUCAUCAUCCCAAGACCCUGCAACUCAGUUUAUCCAGAUAAUUGACAGGAAGAAAGCACAAAAUUUGUUGAUUUUGUUGCGAGCCUUGAACAUCUCAACGGAAGAAAUUUGUGAUGCACUUCAUGAGGGAAAUGAGCUUCCCUCAGAAUUUCUGCAAACCUUGCUGAAGAUGGCACCAACAUCCGAGGAAGAACUUAAACUUAGACUUUUCAGUGGUGAAAUGUCCCAACUUGGCCCUGCAGACCGAUUCAUAAAAGCUUUGGUUGACAUUCCAUUUGCUUUUAAACGAAUGGAAGCAUUGCUUUUCAUGAGUACUUUUCAAGAGGAUCUCACUGCUACUAAGGAGUCCUUUGCAACUUUAGAGGUUGCAUGUAAGGAGCUAAGAAGCAGUCGGCUGUUCCUCAAGCUUCUAGAAGCUGUUCUUAAAACCGGAAACCGAAUGAAUGAUGGUACAUAUCGUGGCGGUGCACAAGCAUUUAAACUUGAUACGCUACUGAAAUUGUCUGAUGUGAAAGGAACGGAUGGCAAGACCACACUCUUACACUUCGUAGUCCAAGAGAUAGUCCGCUCUGAGGGCAAAAGAGCUGUUCGACUGGAAAAAGAAAACCAGGGUUCCUUUGACAUCAAAAAAGAUGGCUGUCUUGAGGAUGUAUCUGAUGAAACUGAGGAACGCUAUCACGAUCUUGGUCUUCAGGUGGUUUCACAUUUGAGCAGCGAACUAGAAAAUGUUAAGAAAGCAGCGGCUAUUGAUGCUGACAGCUUAACGGGAACUGCUGCCAAACUUGGCCAUGGCCUCCUUAAAAUCAGAAAUUUUGUGAACACUGACUUGAAGAGCAUAGAGGAAGAUAGAAAAUUUUGUCAGGCGGUGAAGGCUUUUGUGCAGGAUGCUGAGAAUGAUGUCACUAGUCUGCUGGAAAAAGAGAAGAACAUCAUGGCUCUGGUGAAGAGCACUGGUGAUUAUUUCCACGGGAAAGCUGGGAAAGAUGAAGGAUUGCGGUUGUUCAUGAUUGUACGGGACUUCUUGAUGAUGUUAGAUAAGGUGUGCAAGGAGGUGAAAGACGCCCAGAAGAAGCAAACAAAAGCUCAAAAGCAAGAGGCGCCUAAAGCAUCAUCUUCCUCUGAUGUUCGUUCAUCACCUGAUUUUCGUCAGCUGCUAUUCCCAGCAAUUGCAGAUAGGCGGGUGAAAGACGAUAGUUCAGACGAGGAGAAUGAACCUUGAAGUUGUAUUGGGAUUAUUCUUUCGCCAUAUUUUUUUGACAUGUAUUUUUGACAUUUGUUUCUUCCAUUAUUUGUUACAGAUAGAUCCCCUUCAUUUGUAGAAUAGUACUUGCAUUUGAUAGCAUAUUGCCAUCUAUAGAUGAGGAUGUUACAUGCUGCAAGAUAUUCAAAUCUAUAAUUACAACA
This is a messenger RNA of Neltuma alba, 3776 nucleotides long. RefSeq names its product formin-like protein 5. The coding region runs from base 559 to 3591 and encodes 1010 amino acids. Gene Ontology annotation, molecular function: actin filament binding. The record is from RefSeq and is a predicted model, not a curated record. The transcript has 6 exons. Gene Ontology annotation, biological process: actin nucleation; actin cytoskeleton organization. NCBI's taxonomy places the organism in Eukaryota, Viridiplantae, Streptophyta, Magnoliopsida, Fabales, Fabaceae.